AUGACUGCGAACCCUCCACGCCACACAAGGAAGCCAGGCAACCGCACCCGCCGACCGCGCCCCGCGACGGGGCGGCUGCGCAAGCGCCGGAAGUCAGGCUGCGGCGGAAGUCAGGCUGCGGCGGAAGUCAGGCUGCGGCGGAAGUCAGGCUGCGGCGGAAUUGGUCGAAUUGUUUUAGAAUUGUUUGCAGAUAUUGUACCCAAAACUGCAGAAAAUUUUCGGGCAUUAUGUACAGGAGAAAAGGGCAUUGGAUCCACGACGGGCAAGCCUCUUCAUUUCAAAGGAUGUCCUUUCCAUCGAAUUAUUAAGAAGUUUAUGAUUCAGGGUGGAGAUUUCUCAAAUCAGAAUGGAACAGGUGGAGAAAGUAUUUAUGGUGAAAAAUUUGAAGAUGAAAACUUUCAUUAUAAGCACGAUCGCGAGGGCUUGUUGAGCAUGGCAAACGCAGGCCGCAACACUAACGGCUCUCAGUUCUUCAUCACGACGGUUCCAACCCCUCAUCUGGAUGGGAAGCACGUGGUGUUCGGGCAAGUAAUCAAAGGAAUAGGUGUGGCAAGGAUUCUGGAAAACGUCGAAGUCAGUGGUGAAAAGCCUGCCAAAUUGUGCGUCAUUGCGGACUGUGGAGAGCUGAAAGCAGGUGAUGACUGGGGAAUAUUCCCCAAGGAUGGCUCUGGUGACAGCUAUCCAGAUUUCCCUGAAGACGCGGAUGUGGAUCUGAAGGACGUAGAUAAAAUUGUAUUAAUAACUGAAGACUUAAAAAACAUUGGAAAUACUUUUUUCAAGUCUCAGAACUGGGAAAUGGCCAUUAACAAAUACACAAAGGUUUUAAGGUAUGUGGACAGUGCCAGGGCCGUUCUGCAGGAGGCCGACGGGCCCCGGCUGCAGCCCGUGGCCUUGAGCUGUGUGCUCAACAUCGGCACUGGGACCAAAGCUGCCAAUGCAGAGGGGAUGUGGGUGUGCCGCCUGUGCCUGCUGGGCAAGCACCCCACUGCCCGGUCCACCCCUGGCCUUCUGGUUUUUAAAGUGGGACUUCUGCCGGCUGGCAGCUUUGUGAUCUCAGCUCUUGAAAUAGACCCGUCAAAUACCAAAGCACUGUAUCGUCGCGCUCAAGGAUGGCAAGGAUUGAAAGAAUAUGAUCAAGCAUUGGCUGACCUUAAGAAAGCUCAAGAGAUAGCACCAGAAGAUAAAGCUAUCCAGGCAGAACUGCUGAAAGUCAAGCAGAAGAUCAAGGCACAGAAAGAUAAAGAGAAGGCAGUGUAUGCAAAGAUGUUCGCCUAACGAGGAUUCGCUUUUGCCUGGUAUUAUGCACAGGUUGUUUGAGGCAGUAAAAAAAAGGAGAGUUAAGUCUCUAGCUUUCAGUUCCUCAUUGUUUACAGUUUAGAAAUACUGAGUUUCCCUCUUAAUAAAGUGUUACCAAAUGCCAGUGAAA
Octodon degus (degu) is the source of this 1426-nucleotide messenger RNA. It is a transcript of the gene Ppid, whose product is annotated as peptidylprolyl isomerase D. The transcript is spliced from 11 exons. Gene Ontology annotation, molecular function: protein binding; peptidyl-prolyl cis-trans isomerase activity. Gene Ontology annotation, biological process: protein folding; protein peptidyl-prolyl isomerization. Bases 1 to 1275 code for a protein of 424 amino acids. NCBI's taxonomy places the organism in Eukaryota, Metazoa, Chordata, Mammalia, Rodentia, Octodontidae. The record is from RefSeq and is a predicted model, not a curated record.